Messenger RNA from Alosa alosa (allis shad), 4074 nucleotides. RefSeq names its product oxysterol binding protein. Lineage: Eukaryota; Metazoa; Chordata; Actinopteri; Clupeiformes; Clupeidae. Gene Ontology annotation, cellular component: membrane; cytosol; intracellular membrane-bounded organelle. Gene Ontology annotation, molecular function: sterol binding. The record is from RefSeq and is a predicted model, not a curated record.
GACUGAAAAACUAUUUGACUAUAUAGGUUUUGACACAAUAAUAUUUAACUAAACACGAUUAAAACCUACGAAAAACGAAAUCACAGGAAGGGAUUGCAAGGAGAAUGUGUCUCAUUCCUGGAAUGGUGUGGGCGGUGUAACAGUGCAGGGCAGUCUGCACUCAGAAUUGCACGCGAGUGGACAUUACCAGGCUGACUUCCUUCUUUCCACGGGAUUGUAUGUUGACAGGCCUCAAAACCACAUUGUGAAGCCACGGGCUAUCGUGAUGUCGGAGCCCAAGGCGCCCACUCCGACACCAGGAGACACUUACAAAGGCUGGCUUUUCAAAUGGACGAAUUACAUCAAGGGUUACCAGCGACGAUGGUUCGUUCUGAGCAAUGGUUUGCUGUCAUAUUACAGGACCCAAGCGGAAAUGGGCCACACAUGCCGUGGUACCAUAAACCUAGCCACGGCCAACAUUGUUGUAGAAGACUCCUGCAACUUUGUCAUCUCCAAUGGUGGGGCACAGACCUACCACCUGAAGGCCAGCUCUGAGGUAGAGCGCCAGCGAUGGAUCACCGCACUUGAACUGGCCAAGGCCAAGGCUGUCCGGAUGCAAGCAGAGUCAGAUGACUCUGGCGAUGAGUGCUCCAUGACUCCUCCCCCCGCCGGUCAGAGCGGGUCGUCACGGAACUCUGAGGUUCAGUCCACGUUGCGUACACUCGGCAGCAAGGUGGAGGACCUCAGCACCUGCAAUGACCUCAUUGCCAAACAUGGCUCGGCUCUGCAAAGGUCCCUGUCAGAGUUGGAGGGAGUGAAGCUAGGUGGAGAGACAGGUGAUAAGAUCCGGCAGGUGACUGAGAGGGCCACUCUCUUUCGCAUCACUUCCAAUGCCAUGAUCAAUGCCUGUCGGGACUUCCUGGCUCUGGCUCAGGCCCACAGCAAGCGCUGGCAGAAGGCCCUGCAGGCUGAGAGGGAGCAGCGUGUGCGUCUGGAGGAGACGCUGGAGCAGCUUGCCAAGCAGCACAACCACCUAGAGAGGGCCUUCAGGGGCGCCACCGUGCUGCCGCCCUCACAGAGCAACCCCGACGCAGAUGGCAAAGGACCUAGCUCAGGGAAGGGAGAUGCCAGUGACGAGGAUGAUGAGAACGAGUUCUUCGACGCCAUGGAGGACCCUCAGGAGUUCAUCACCGUCCCUGCCGACCCCAAAUACCACAGGAGAUCGGGCAGCAAUGUCAGCGGCAUCAGCAGUGAGCUUGGAAUGGAUGACCAGUCGAUAGAUGAACAGUCGUUGGCGUCCAAUCCGGAUUCCCCUCAGUCACAGGAGCUGGAGCCCGUGAAGAAGAGGCGGACACGCAUACCUGACAAGCCCAACUACUCUCUCAACCUGUGGAGCAUCAUGAAGAACUGCAUCGGCAAAGAGCUCUCCAAGAUCCCCAUGCCUGUGAACUUCAACGAGCCCAUCUCCAUGCUGCAGCGGCUGUCUGAGGACCUUGAGUACUCGGAGCUGCUGGACAAGGCAGCUAAGUGCCAGAGCUCUCUGGAGCAGCUCUGUUACGUGGCAGCCUUCACCGUCUCCUCCUACUCCACCACUGUGCACCGCACGGGCAAGCCCUUCAAUCCUCUGCUGGGGGAGACCUUUGAGCUAGACCGCCGCCAUGAAAGUGGCUACCGCUCGCUUUGUGAACAGGUGAGCCACCACCCUCCAGCAGCGGCCCAUCAUGCCAUCUCAGACCGAGGCUGGACCCUUAGACAAGAGAUCACACUUGCCAGCAAAUUUAGGGGCAAAUACCUCUCCAUCAUGCCUCUGGGCUCCAUUCACUGUAUUUUUGAGAAGAGUGAAAAUCAUUACACCUGGAAGAAAGUCACCACCACUGUGCAUAACAUCAUAGUUGGCAAGCUGUGGAUAGACCAGUCAGGUGAAAUAGAUAUUAUUAAUCACAAGACUGGAGACCGCUGUCACCUUAAGUUUGCUCCAUACAGCUACUUCUCCAGAGAUGUGGCCAGAAAGGUAACGGGUGUGGUAACAGAUAAGGAGGGCAAGGCACACUAUGUCCUCUCGGGCACAUGGGAUGAAAAGAUGGAGUUCUCCCGUGUCAUGCAGAGCAGCAGGGGAGGCGAGAACGGCACAGAGGGCCGCCAGAAGACCGUCUACCAAACACUGAAGGCCCGCGAGAUCUGGAGAAAGACCCCACUGCCGGAGGGGGCCGAGAACAUGUACUACUUCUCCACACUGGCACUGACGCUGAACGAGUUGGAGGACGGAGUGGCCCCAACGGACAGCCGGCGGCGGCCGGACCAGCGGAUGAUGGAGCAGGGCCGCUGGGAGGAGGCCAACGCCGAGAAGCAGCGGCUGGAGGAGAAGCAGCGCACCGUCCGCCGCGAGAGGGAGAGAGAGGCGGCCCGCACAGCCAGCCCAGCUGAGGAGGGUGUCCACCAAGACAACUACGAGGCUCUAUGGUUUGAUCACUUUGACGACCCGUUUACUGGGGAGCAAACGCACCUCUAUAAGGGCUACUGGGAAGCCAAAGAGCAGGGCAGCUGGGAGAAUUGCCCAGACAUCUUCUAAGCACAUCGGAGAAGUUGGGAUACCCUGAUGUCCGGCACCGCCGCAGAGGACCACCUGGACCACCAGAGGACGACCUGGAAGUUUCACUGCAAAACUAUCUACAACCCUGACAGCAUCGCACCAUUUCCCUGAAGUCUCACUGGGUUGCUCUGUUCCCUUUUGAGGGGGAGGGGCUGCGAAUAUAUAAACAGUGAAUUGUUCAUGCAGCAAGACUGGAGCCUCUUGCUGUGCCUUCAUUACCUUUUAUAUGAGGCAGAAGAAAAGAAAAAAUACUCAUGAGUAACAAACCUGACUACUUCAUCGUCUCACCAAGACCACCACCACAUCCUCCCCUUUGUUCGCACAUUUUCCUCUAUUCUCUCUCUCUCUCUCUCUCUCUCUCUCUCUCUCUCUCUCUCUCUCUCUCUUUCUGCAUCUCUGAUUUAGAAUGGAAGGGGUCAUGCUCCUGUAGAUGGACCUCUUAGAUACUAGAGAUUAUAACACUGUUUUUUUGCAAAUUGCAUCACUUUAAUGUACAGUAUGAGUGAGUCUGGGAGUCUGCAGCCCACCACACUUCUGACUGAAACUCAACAGCUCACUCCCUGCUCUCCUCUUUCAUUGGGUAUGGACUUUUCCCUGAGAAGAGGAAGGGGGUGCUGCAUAUGAAGGGAUUAAAGAUGUGCUGUAUGUAUGUGUGUGUGUGUGUGUGUGUGUUUCUCAGAACAUCUCGUCAGUUUAACUGUCUUUCUGUCUCCUGCCUAUGUUUGCACACACACCUUAUGUUUGGUGCGAGAAUGAGACCUCCACACUUGCUGUCUGCCACCUUCAUUUGGUUUGCCCAUCACAUGCCCUAUAGGGGAAAAACCAACAUGCAAGCCAAAUCCAAAUAUUUUAUUUUCACCCCCAGGUGUGCUUCUACACAAGCCCGGUCAUUUUUAUAUUGGGUCUUCCUUGUCACCCAAUGGGAAAGACUAAAUCUCCCUGGGCAGACACUCCAGUAGAUAUGUGAACUGCCAAGGCCCUGCCUGAUGUGGGUGCCAACAAAGGUCUGUAUGCAGGCACGAAGAGAGACCGCCAGACACAAUGCAAAGAUAUAGCUCCCUUUUUUCUGGUGUUUGCUUUUCAUUGUGUCAUUGCUGAAGUGUCUUUGAUUCUUAAGUGUGAUAGCGUUUGGAGCUGUGAACACCUAAUGUAGCUUGUGCAGCUUGGAGAGGAAUCAGAAAGAGACGAUGACAUGUUUAUGGUCAACUGAAGUUGUAACAGUGCGCAGAGGGCCAUGGCAGUGUGAUGUGUGCCUUGACAACAUGUUGCAGAGGAGCUCGUCCAUGUGAGCAGUGACGCGAUGUGGAGUGGUGUUGGGCUGCAGUCACAUGUAUCUAGUGUGUAGUCUUAUUUGUACCAUACCCAGGUGUAGGUGUGUUGGUUUGUGUGAUUUCUGCCGAGUGUUGACAACUGUAAAACAAAUUUGUGUGUGUGUGUGUGUGUGAGAUGUGUGCAGUGUUUCUUGUACGUUCUGAGAAAAAAAUCACAUUAUUUUCAAGUGUACU